GGAUUUUACUCAGAUACUCUUGGCUACGUGGCAGAAGGCUGUAAAAAAUGUCCCAAAGGUUCAUAUGUCGCUUACGACAAAAGGCCCGGAAAAUCAGUUUUAGAUUGCAAGACAUGCCCCCUCGGUAAAGAAAAUUAUGUCAAUUAUGUUGGUAUAGUUCUAGACUGAAUCAUGAUCAUCUUCAUGAUUGUUUCUAAGUUAAUAUAGAUUACGGUUGCUUCCUAUUCUGUGUUGAGAUUCGGACAUGUGAACCAAAAAAAAAACAAAAACAAAAAACGAAGUGUCAACCGUCGAAAAACAGAAAUGUAUUUGAAAAAGGAGAUGAGAGUAUUCCCAUUACUCUGGCGAUUCCAUUGCUAGCCUAAUGACAAGCUCCCAUUGGUGCUACAGCACGAGCCGCAAGACCUGCGAAAUUCUAUCCGGCUAUUGGAGCGAUUUUGUGAGACUUAGGUGGGGAGUUGAAAUUUGAAUAAGAGCCUCUCGUUUGCGUGCCAUAACCUUUCCGAAACUCUCGCGCGCUCGCAUCGCUUUCCCGUUCGAAACACGUGGAAUUUGCUGCUCGUGUCUCAGGAGCAAUGAAAGCUUGCGAGCUGGCUACCUCCUUGCUGAUGAACGCAAUAGUCUUGGGACACCUCAAGCACUUUAAGCACCGGAAAGAGGCGAUCGUAGGAAAUAUUUGUAUAUCUUAUGCCCCAAGUACGUUCCUUCAAUAAUAUUUAAAACAAACACACUAUAUAGCUAUAGAAAGAGUCUGCUUCAAAAUCUUUAACGCUUUCAGGAACGGAAAGUGACUUUUUCGCUGGAUAUCGUGCUUGUCAAUGUUUGAAAGAACACUAUCGAACCCUUCUAUUUCACGGGUGUUACAAAUGUAACCAGAAAAGUGGACUGAUAUGUCAGGAUGAUUAUGCUUCAUUGAAACGUGGUCAUUGGUGGCAAUGGCGUAACGAAUCCUACAAAUAUCGCUACAAAGAUUUCAUAAAGAAUCUUCUGGCGUCAUUACCAGCUCUCGAUGAAUUCUCCGUGCAGUAUCCUCAUCCUAUUCCGACGCCGUACAAGUGUCCAGUGGAAGACUCCUGCAAAGGUGGUUUGGACUCAGAAUGCGCACUUGGAUACGAGGGCCCUCUCUGUGCAGUUUGCAGCUCAGGAUACUACAAGCAGUUAAAACCCUGCAUUAAAUGUCCUUCAAAGCCGUGGAUUUUGGGACAGAUGUCGAUGAUUGCUACGAUAGUAUUUUUAAUCAUUGCUUUUGCCGUGUGGAAGAGAAGGCAGAAGAGUGGGAGGACAAGAGGACAGUUUUUAAUAGACACAAUCCUGUCCAAACUAAAAAUCGUCAUCGGCUUUUAUCAGGUUACGCAUGGCCUGCUCGAAGCAUUUUCUUAUAUUAAAUGGCCAGAUUCGCUUCAGGAUGUAGCAAAGUAUUCGGGGAUACUGCAAAUGAAUUUUCUUCAGGUUUCUCCCAUUCACUGUCUUUCCUCAGGAUUGUCGAUGGACGCCUUCGGAGAUCUGUCAUUAAUUCUUUCAAUUAAUGCCACUGUCAUCGCCCUAUCUUUUCUGGUUUAUGGUUUUCGCAAGGUAUGUAUCAUCAGAAAAAGAAGCUUGGAAAAUGAAGAAAGGCUGAAUAAGAUAUCAGAGACCAAAGAACUUGUGUGCAGAAAUUUGUUUUUCUUUCUAUAUGUUACUUACCUGAGUACUUGCACAAAGACAGCUAAUGUUCUACCAUUCGCGUGCAGGAAACUCUGCAAAGAUGAAAAUGAAGAUUCGUGCAACGAAUACCUAAAAGCCGACUACAGCAUCAAGUGCCAUGGACCAAUGUAUAGCCAAUUCGAAAUUGUUGCCUACAUUUCAACUACUUACAUCUUUGCAUUACCAACCGCCUCAUUCAUCGCUCUCUGGAGACAUCGAAAAGUACUACCGACAUCAACAUCUGGUGAACCGGCCUAUGAUUCAGAGGCAGUUGCAGGAUUGCGCUUCCUUUACGAAAACUAUAAAUCUCGUUCGUGGUAUUGGGAACUGGUUGAAACGUCUCGCAAAAUAAUCCUCACAUCAGUCCUCAUCCUAGUGGGACAACAGAGCAGAUCGUACAUUGGCUUGGCAUGGGUCGUUGCUGGAAUGUAUGGAGUCCUUUUCUCCUGGAUUAAACCCAUACAGGACUCGUUCGAGAACAGGUUGAUGACGACGUCCCUCGCCGUCACCGUUGUGAAUUUGGGUGUGGGAGCAGUGAGCAGGAUUCCGGUUGAGAAUGUUUCAAAGGAUUUCGACAUAAACACUGAUACCCUGGCAAUGAAGAUCUUGAUACUUGGAGCGAAUUCUCUGGUCCUUGGUCUACUUGUUGGUAAGAAGUUCCACUUUCGGCUUUUUUAGAUUGCCUAGCUGAGAGAUGACUAACAAUGGAAACGUCUCACUAUUUAUUUUUCUGUCAUUUUUUUUUUCUGGCUUAAUCAAUGAUUAAAGUCUCUACGUAGCAAAGUGCUAGCCAUGCAGCAGUUUGAUAAGCCAAAAUAUAGACAAAGUAAAAACUAAAUGCAAAAUUAAAAAAAAAAACGCCGAAAAGCUGACAAAUUAUCAACAGACAAUAAGGUACUUCCGAUCUCAAAUUUCAUUAACUUAUAAAAUUAAAAAAGUUGGACCAAGAGAUCCGAAAUGAUAAAUUGAGUUAGCUUCUUUCCCUUCUUUUUUGAGUCGUAAAGCAUGAAAAGUGAUCAUGAUGUUGAUAUUUUUUCUAAACCUACAGCAUUUUACCCUUACUGGAGUGCAAAUUACUUGGGGUUAGAAAUAAUGAUAAUAUCAAAUUUACAAAUGAUAAAUGAUAAAACAGUUAAAAAAUAGAAUCUGAAAAGAUAUGAGUGGAGUAUUUACAUUCAGUUUAUGCUAUUUUUUCCUCUAUAGUCCAGUAUUUGGUAUAUUUGCAUCAGUACUUCAAUGAAUGGCGAAAAAACCCGCAAUGGUCUUUCUCGUGCUGCCUGGCUCUGCUUCUUCCUCUAAAUGACAUGCAAGGAGACGUUCAAGGUGUGGUUGGUACGAAUAUCCUUGACACCCAGCUAGAAACAGGAAUGAUAGACAAACCGUCCAUUGCUGAUUGCGUUCAAGAUAGCGGAGCUCUAAGUUUCGCUCUAGCCCCUGCAGAAGGGGAAGGUUAUGAUGUUGCUCAUUUGGAAUCACAGGAGCAAAUCCAUGUUGGUACGAGUAAGCGUAGCCUGGUAAAAUCUAAUCGUGGGACACAAACGGACUUGUUUACGCCAUCAGCGUUUGUUGUAACUGCACAACAAUCAUUUCAAGACACGUAUAUGUAG
Messenger RNA from Pocillopora meandrina, 3290 nucleotides. NCBI's taxonomy places the organism in Eukaryota, Metazoa, Cnidaria, Anthozoa, Scleractinia, Pocilloporidae. The record is from the annotation of a GenBank genome assembly.